CAAGAGGGAUUUCAAAAAUGUAUCAAAAUGUAUGUGAGAUACAUUUUGAUCCAAUGGUUUAAAUUACUUCAUCUAAAUCUCAAUGGUUAGGAUGUCUUUGAGCAUCAACGGUCCAAAAUACCAACCACCUCUCCUCAUUGUGUCAUCCUCUCUCUCUACCAUAAUGGGUGUUCCGGCUGAGUCACGGCGGAGAAGUCAAGGCCGACGGGAAUUGCGAUUGACGGCGGAGAUCAUGGACGCCGGAGAUCUACGGCGGAGGACGGUGAAGAGAUUUAUGGAAGAUCUUGGAUCUGUUGUGAGCGGUGAGGAGAGAAAUGCGAUUGAUGAUGUGAUAAGGCAUGUGGUUCAGGAGGUCAAGUUAUUGGCUAAGAAGGAAGAUCGGGAGGGUUUGAAUUCAUCUAUCAACGAGCUUCUUCUUCUUGGAAUGCAAAGCAACCAAACAGGGUCGGGAGCUUGCAUAUAGUCAGUGACAGGGCAGAAUAAUCAACCUACCUGACAUGUGGGUUGAUCUUCCAACUUAAAUGGAUUGAUCGAGCAUUUUUCUGAUUUUUGAUUUCUUAAAUGGAUUUAAAUUUAAAUUUUUUGAAAGUUUUGGGCCUGAAAUGGGUUUCAUUUUUCUGGUGAAUAUUGAAAUGGAGACAUUGUUCUCUGCUGCAUUGGACAACGAAUCGAGCAGUGAUAUAGACCCGAAACCUGAAAAGGGUUUCACUUGAUAGUCCAGUGUAUAAAUGGGUUUCACUUGAUUUUGUGGGUUUGAAGAACAUGUGGAUUUUCCUUAUAAAACAGUGAAUGAAAGGAAACCUGAUUUCACCUGAUAAAACAGUGAUUGAAACAGUGAUUGAAAAACAGUGAAGAAAUACCAAGUGAAACCCAUUUAUUCUAUAUACAAAAAGGAACCCAUUUAUUCCAUUUGUAGCUCUAUUUUUGUAUAAAUUUAA
Messenger RNA from Camellia sinensis, 938 nucleotides. The record is from RefSeq and is a predicted model, not a curated record. NCBI's taxonomy places the organism in Eukaryota, Viridiplantae, Streptophyta, Magnoliopsida, Ericales, Theaceae.